GCGGGCCGUGCAAAUUGUAGUGGGACGACUGUCUCAGUUUUAGUACUCGGAGGGACUGCGCGGACUCUAUUCUUUUGCUCUUUUUGCACUCAGGACAAGACAGAGAUGAGCACCCCGGGAGGACUGGUGACAAAUCGUGGGCGGCGUUUCAAAUGGGCCAUUGAACUGAGUGGUCCAGGGAGUGGUAGUAGGGGCCGGAGUGACCGGAGCAGUGGCCAGGGGGACACCCUCUAUCCUAUAGGCUACUCAGACAAGCAGGUGCCUGACACAAGUGUUCAGGAGACAGAUCGCAUCCUGGUGGAAAAGCGCUGCUGGGAUAUCGCCCUGGGUCCUCUGAAGCAAAUUCCUAUGAACUUAUUCAUCAUGUACAUGGCAGGCAACACAAUCUCCAUAUUCCCCACCAUGAUGGUGUGUAUGAUGGCCUGGAGACCCAUCCAAGCACUCAUGUCCAUCUCUGCCACCUUCAAGCUGCUCGAGAGUUCAAGCCAGAAGUUCCUUCAGGGCCUGGUGUAUUUAAUUGGCAACCUCCUAGGGUUGGCCCUGGCUGUAUACAAGUGCCAGUCAAUGGGACUGCUGCCAACUCAUGCCUCUGACUGGCUGGCUUUUAUUGAGCCACCGCAGCGCAUGGAGCUGACAGGUGGUGGUCUAGUGUUAUGACCUGACCUGACCUGACCCAGAUCAUGAAGCUCGCUGCUGCUUUAGGGGUGUGGAUACAAUCACCACCAUAGUCGUUACUUCUUCCCUCGCGCUACCUAACUCCAAAAAUCCUGGAUCCCAAGUCUGUGUCGCUGCUUUGUAGAACUACAGAUGGACAUGCAUAGACAAAAAGGGAAAUAGAAUACAAAGGUCUGAAGUGUUGUGUGGCAGGAGGGGCAGAUGGCUCAUCACAAGUUCUUUUUACUUCUCGUGGACUGUACAAUAAACGUGUUAACAUACUUUAA
Varanus komodoensis (Komodo dragon) is the source of this 941-nucleotide messenger RNA. RefSeq names its product ER membrane protein complex subunit 4 (gene EMC4). Gene Ontology annotation, cellular component: EMC complex. NCBI's taxonomy places the organism in Eukaryota, Metazoa, Chordata, Lepidosauria, Squamata, Varanidae. Bases 106 to 657 code for a protein of 183 amino acids. The transcript has 6 exons. Gene Ontology annotation, biological process: protein folding in endoplasmic reticulum. The record is from RefSeq and is a predicted model, not a curated record.